AUGAAAAUGGGAAUGGAUUGGAAACUAGCAUCUUGGAAUGUGCGUACAUUGUUCAGACCUGGUGCUCUGAAUGGCCUGACAGAUCAAUUAAAAAAGUACAGGGUGGAUGUGGCUGUGCUUCAGGAGGUAAUAUGGAGAGGAUCCCACAUUUUGAAGACCAAGGACUACACCAUACUAUGCAGUGGAAAUAACACUAACACCUUUGGAACUGCAUUUGUGGUGCACAAUAACUUACUAGGACAGCUUAUAGACUUCAAGGAUAUUGAUGAGAGAUUGUGCUCAAUAAGGAUAAGAGGUAGAUUCUUCACAAUCACACUGAUCUCCACUCAUGCUCCAAUGGAGGAAAGUGAUGAGGAUGCUAAGGAUGCUUUCUAUGAUAGGCUUGAGCAACUUUAA
Molecule: messenger RNA, 396 nt
Organism: Nilaparvata lugens (brown planthopper)
Lineage: Eukaryota; Metazoa; Arthropoda; Insecta; Hemiptera; Delphacidae
Exons: 1
Coding region: 1-396 (131 amino acids)
Molecular function (GO): catalytic activity
Source: RefSeq, a predicted model, not a curated record